This is a messenger RNA of Pyricularia pennisetigena, 1566 nucleotides long. RefSeq lists its product as uncharacterized. The record is from RefSeq and is a predicted model, not a curated record. Lineage: Eukaryota; Fungi; Ascomycota; Sordariomycetes; Magnaporthales; Pyriculariaceae. The transcript has 8 exons. Bases 1 to 1566 code for a protein of 521 amino acids.
AUGAAAUCGCGGCUAGGAUCAGUCUGGUCAGCAUCCGUACGAUCCUUGCUGACGUCAAUAGAAAGCUCAAAUCACUUGGAUCGUUCCAGCAAAGCAUGCAUUCUACGCACGGGCCUGGCUCCGAAAUCGCUCUUCCGCAUUGCGAUCAGCCUUGUGGUGACCAACUGCAUGACGCCCAAUACCGUGGCUUCUAUCCUCAAAUCCCAUACAUCCCGCACAGCCCGACUUGGCGACCUCAACUCGCUGCAGCGACUGCGCUCGACUAAGUUCUUUCUAGGCAAGGGUCCAGCUCUGAUUCCCUUCUUCCACAACUGGUGCAGUCUUAUGGCGGGCGACGGGACCAGGAAGCUCCUCAUAAUCAUGGGCUCCAUUCUCCGGCCGAAAACUGCUCGGCCCAACCCAGCCAGACUCCUCGAGGUCAAUAUCGAUACGCUGCGAGGACUGCCACGUGGGCCGCAUCAGAAUCGACUCGAUCCGAACGCCCUCCACCAGACCGCUCGGGCUAAGUUCCGCAGAUCACGAAAUGUUGUGGUCGCCGAUAAAUCGCAGUUCUGCGCCCUCUCGAUAAGUAGGCUGCUCAGGACUCGGCGGGUGAGCAGCCCGCGGGCGGCGCGGCGGCACUUCUGUGGCGGUGGGUGGCGCCCCUUGCAGCAGAAGAUGCGAUUGACAUACCAGAGCAUUAAUGGUAUGCUAGGCGACGAAACGUGGAAAAAUGCGGCGAGAGGGUGCGAGGGGUUGAAAAAGGGCGACGGACGCCAAGAGGCGGCAAAGAGGCAACACCGAGCCGGCGCAGCCACAUGCUACCGCGGAAUAUACAGCGUCUCCACCCAGUUGCUAAUCCAUAAAUUCCCUUGUUUGUCCACAUCAAAAGUUGCGAUUUUCGCCCACGCCGGGCUACCCGCGACUACGGUCAUUCAGUUAGGAUUAGACGACUCGGCAGUACCAUCGCCUCUGAACCUUCCGACUAGAGAUGUUCAACAAGAACAAAAUAGUCCACGCCCUCCAGGAACAAAAAGGGGUAAUCGUCUGAAGAGACACUAUACUCUGAAUUUCAUCAAGGAGUCACCUUGGUCUGUGUAUGAGAAACAUGUCGAUGUAUCUUACAAAACACCCCGACAUUCAUGCAUUGUGGCACAGAAGCGAAGCAAAGGCAAUGCCAGAGUUCAUAUCAAGAAGAUUGUAGAGCAUUCCAAAGAAGCCACUGCCAAUCGUCUGCUGCUGCUUCAGUCCGCUCCAAUUCUUUUCGUCCCCAUUCUCGAAGUUUACGAGCAACCAUCGUCUAUGUACCUUGUUUACGAGCUGGUCGAGCACACCCUCCAGGAUUUAGUUCGAAGCCAGCACUCCCUCGAGAUCAAAGAGCUAGGGGCCAUAGUGAAACAGAUGCUUGAAGGACUCAUCUACCUCGAAGUAAACGGGGUAGGGCUCCUAGACCUCGAGUGUGCGGACAUUAGGUUCAGGCCAAACGGCUGCCUCCAGAUAGUGGCGUCUCGUUGGAUCAGCUCUGUCGAGUAUAUCUUCACUGCGGCUGAUACUCUUAUCCAUGGUGCUGUAGCUGAUAUUCGAUAG